AUGUGCUUCAUCCUGCCCUCGCCUGCGGAAUUGGCCCCUCGGAAAGUCUGCUCCUCGGUGGCGCUGGCGGCUUCCAUGCCAGGUAGCAGGGGAAACAAGGCCACGGUGGAGGAGUACGAGAUGCCGCCCACGAGCUUUGCCAGCGAGGGCGCAAAGAUUUCCGUCAUCUCCUCCGAGAUGCUGGAACCGCCCGCGGUGAGUACGCCACGUACGCCGGUGGAGGAACUCUGCCUAGGGACGACUUUGACUGGCUACAUCUCCGAUGUUGACCACGCAGGUGCUUUCGUGGACAUAGGAGCGGAGGUGGAGGGCUUGGUGCACAAGUCGGUGAUGAGCGAUGACUUCUUAGAGGAUCCCAGGAGGAGCUUCAAAGUGGGGCAGGAGGUCCAAGCCACAGUUGUCAACAUCGUCUUCCAAACAAGGCGGCCAGAGCGCAGCGUUGGUACCCUGCCGCUGCGGUCGACGGAAGCAUCGAGUUUGCUUUACCUCUCCCUGGCACCCUCGAAGAUGCGGCUGCGGCCAAGUCGGCCGGAGGGCUUUGACCUGGAGGUGGGCCAGAGGCACUCGGGCAUCGUGAGCUACGUGCAGGACAAGGGCGCCCACGUGAUCCUGGGCGAUGCCCGGGGUGGUGUGGGGCAUGAAGGCGGGUGGAGCUUGAAGGUUUGGCUCGGAUGGAGAAGUGCUACGUCCAUGAAUCUGGCCAAGCAAGUGCAGCAAUGGCCGAAGCAGCCAAGCCACUGA
This is a messenger RNA of Effrenium voratum, 741 nucleotides long. Lineage: Eukaryota; Dinophyceae; Suessiales; Symbiodiniaceae. The record is from the annotation of a GenBank genome assembly.